This is a messenger RNA of Myotis lucifugus (little brown bat), 1561 nucleotides long. Its product is annotated as 2'-5'-oligoadenylate synthase 1-like. The record is from RefSeq and is a predicted model, not a curated record. Gene Ontology annotation, biological process: negative regulation of viral genome replication; regulation of ribonuclease activity; defense response to virus. Lineage: Eukaryota; Metazoa; Chordata; Mammalia; Chiroptera; Vespertilionidae. Gene Ontology annotation, cellular component: membrane; nucleoplasm; cytosol. The coding region runs from base 58 to 1224 and encodes 388 amino acids. Gene Ontology annotation, molecular function: 2'-5'-oligoadenylate synthetase activity; double-stranded RNA binding. The transcript has a single exon.
GGCUCACACUUCCUGCAGCCAGCUCAGCAGCUCUCCUAGCCCUGCCGGAGCGUCACGAUGGAGCUCAGACUAACCCCGGCCAGAAAUCUGGACAAGUUCAUCGAAGACCACCUCCGGCCAGACACGCCUUUCCGCAGGAGGGUCAAAAAAGCCAUCGAUGCCAUCUGCAGUUUCCUCAAAGAGAGGUGUUUCCAAGGUGCCCCCCACCGAGUCCGGGUGUCCAAAGUGGUGAAGGGCGGCUCCUCGGGCAAAGGCACGACCCUCAGAGGCCGCUCUGACGCUGACCUCGUGGUCUUCCUCAGCGAGCUCAGAAGUUUUCAGGAGCAGUUGGAGCGCCGAGGGGAGUUCAUCUGGGAAAUCAUACGACAGCUGGAAGCCUUUCAGAGAGAGACAGGAGUGGAGUUUGAGAUCCAUGAGCCUCGAUGGGAGAAACCCCGCGCGCUCAGCUUUGUGUUCUGGUCCCCCUGGCUGGACGAGAAGGUGGAGUUUGAUGUACUGCCUGCCUUUGACAUCCUGGGUCAGUGGGGUCCUGUGCCGCACAUCCACGAGGGCUACAGACCUAAUCCCCAAAUCUACGUCCGGCUCAUCAACGAGUGCACGCGCCUGGGGAAGGAGGGCGAGUUCUCCCCCUGCUUCACGGAGCUGCAAAAAGCCUUCCUGCGGCAGCGGCCGACCAAGCUCAAGAGCCUCAUCCGCCUGGUCAAGCACUGGUACCAGCUGUGCAAGCAGCGCCUGGGGAAGCCGCUGCCGCCGCAGUACGCCCUGGAGCUGCUGACCGUCCACGCCUGGGAGCGUGGGUGCAAGGAGACCUACUUCAGCACCGCUGAGGGGUUUCGGACGGUCUUGGAACUAGUCGUGCACUACCGGCAGCUUUGCGUCUACUGGACUAAGUAUUACGACUUUGAAAAUCCUGUCAUUUGUCAAUAUCUGAUGACACAGCUCGAGCAACCCAUGCCCGUGAUUCUGGACCCGGCUGAUCCUACCGGAAACGUUGCAGGUGGAGGCGGCUGGCAGCGGCUGGCACAAGAGGCUGCAGCCUGGAUGACGUACCCAUGCUUGAAGAAUUGGGAUGGGUCUCCAGUGGACUCCUGGGACACAGGGCUCCCAAGAGAGAGAGAAGAUAGCUCGACCUCCACAACAGAUGAUGAUGAUGAACAGGACUCUGAAUACCAUACCUACAAACGAUACCAGGAGGACGAGAGCUGGACAUGUGCCAUCCUCUGAAGCCAGUGUGUCUUAGGGGACAGGGCUCCAGAGUCAUGUGGGCCCGCCUCCUCCUUCCCAGGGGGCCACUUUUGAUUCAGAGAGGAUAGAGGACUGCACCAAGCCAGCAGUGAGUAGGGCAGACCUAGGACCAAAAUCCAGGUCUCCUGACCCCACCCUUCCCACUAUUCUGUGCUUCUCUUCUUUCAUCAGCCCGGCCUCACCCCACCUAUUCUCAGACGACAAGAGAAAUAUAGACAAAAAGAGUGGAAUUCCAGCCUUGAUUUUCUUCUGUGUACCUGGCGGGAGGGUUUCGGUCCCAUUUAUUGUCACUUGCAAUAAAAAUAAUCGUCAAAAA